CACACACCCUGCCCUGGGGCCCUUCUUAGGCUGCCCCCAUGGAGUUUCCCCUGGCCCAGAUAUGCCCUCAAGGGAGUCAUGAACCCCUCUCCCCAACCUCCGGCACCUUCCAGCCCAUGGAUUUGACCUGCAGAAGCUUCCAGGGCCUGAGCUCACCCCCUGAGCCCAGAGGGCACACCUGGAAGGCCGAAGAGGCUCCGCGCAGCCUCAGGGCCCCCACUGCUCACACUGAGGCAUCUGCCCAGACCACAGCAGCUGCCUCCAUCCUGGGAGAUGCUGGGAGGCCUGAAAAGGUAUCUGGGGAAGAAAGCAGCCCUUCCCUGCAGGCGGAGACCCGAGCUUGGUUCCAGAAGACCCAGGCCCCCCAGCUCCUGCAGCAAGGGGCAGCCCCAGCCUGGUUCCAUGGCUUCAUCACUCGGAGGGAGGCAGAGAGGCUGCUGGAGUCCCAGCCUCAGGGAUGCUACUUGGUGCGGUUUAGCGAGAGCGCUGUGACCUUCGUGCUGACCUACAGGAGCCAGACUUGUUGCCGCCACUUUCUGCUGGCCCAGCUGCGGGACGGGCGCCACGUGGUGCUGGGCGAGGACAGUGCCCACGCGCGGCUGCAGGACCUGCUGAGCCAUUACACCACGCGCCCGCUCAUCCCCUAUGGGGAGACGCUUACCCAGCCCCUCGCCCGCCAGACUCCUGACCCGGCUGGGCUUUCCCUAAGGAGUGAAGAACCAAAUUCUGGAUGCAAAAGCCAGGACCCAAUCCCCCAGCACAACCCAUUCAUCAAACAGGAGCAGGACUCAGCCCUAGUGCACAAAGAGGGCAGCCUGGAGCCUAAGGAGGUGCCUUUCCAGCCACCCAGGCCUAAGCCUCCCAUCCCUGCCAAACCUCAGCCACCCCACAAAGUCUAUGCAAGCCCCAAGCGGCGACCCUGCCCAGCCCUACCCCCUAAGCCCACCAACCCUAUCUACCAUGAGCCUGAUGAACCGAUAGCUUUCUAUGCCAUGGGGUGGGGCAGCCCCGGAGAAGCCCCCAGCAACAUCUAUGCCGAGGUGGAAGGACCACCAGAGACUGUGUCCAUCAAGCAUCCUGUUCUCCGGAAGUGCCAGUCCAGGCCCGUCCCAGGACACCAGGUAAAACAGGGUUUUAGGAAAAGCCCCAAGUUCUCCCCAAACCUCUUCAAACUGCUGGUGGCCUUGGGACACCUGUUACCAGGACUGGUGAACAUUAAUUCUCUUCUGUUCCCUGCAGCAGUGGGUACAGGCAUCUGA
Messenger RNA from Perognathus longimembris pacificus (Pacific pocket mouse), 1259 nucleotides. RefSeq names its product SH2 domain containing 2A (gene Sh2d2a). The record is from RefSeq and is a predicted model, not a curated record. Gene Ontology annotation, cellular component: cytoplasm. The coding region runs from base 39 to 1259 and encodes 406 amino acids. The transcript is spliced from 8 exons. NCBI's taxonomy places the organism in Eukaryota, Metazoa, Chordata, Mammalia, Rodentia, Heteromyidae.